UUUUUUUUUUUAAUCUUUCUGGUCUCGGACCUGGUUGGUCAAGAAACGAGGGUUCUCGUGGCGGUGAGGACGGCGUUUGGCAUGCAAGAGACAGGCGAUGGGAUAAAAGCUGUCCAGUUCUGCUUUCUGGAGUUAACGGGGGUUCGCGGUUUGCGGUUUGCUUUUCUUUCCAUCUUCAAAGUUCUGCUUUCUAGAGAUUGUUCUCAGUCCUAGCAUGUUCCCGCUUUUCGUCUUUUUCUGUCUGCUCUUGUUUUCUGUCUCUUCCUCUUCCUUCCAGUCUCCUGCUUUCGCUUCUGUCUAUACCCUCUUAGAUUCCACAAUCUUUUUCUCAUGGGUCAGGGUACGGUCGGGGUUCAGGGCAUGCGACGGUUCAAACUGGUCCUCGGAAAUGGGCGGCAUUUUGGUUUGCUUUGGUUUUCUUGUUUUAGUUUGUUUUGUUUUGGCUUACAGUUAGCAUCAUGACGGGUUAUGAAUAGAGCUUUCUUUCCUCUCUGUCCUCGUUCAUCAAAGCUUUUCCCGAAUCGUCAUCCAGAGAGCGAACAAAGUCCCUUUCGCGUUAUUUCCUGCAGCCUAUGGUACCCUAGGCCCCUGGGCAAUGCCCUCU
Chaetomium strumarium is the source of this 604-nucleotide messenger RNA. RefSeq lists its product as uncharacterized. The record is from RefSeq and is a predicted model, not a curated record. NCBI's taxonomy places the organism in Eukaryota, Fungi, Ascomycota, Sordariomycetes, Sordariales, Chaetomiaceae. The coding region runs from base 215 to 454 and encodes 79 amino acids. The transcript has a single exon.